Molecule: messenger RNA, 2795 nt
Organism: Vigna angularis (adzuki bean)
Lineage: Eukaryota; Viridiplantae; Streptophyta; Magnoliopsida; Fabales; Fabaceae
Product: extensin-2
Exons: 1
Coding region: 1-2547 (848 amino acids)
Source: RefSeq, a predicted model, not a curated record
AUGAGAACAUCAGCAGGGCCGAGGCACUGGCCUCGACUCAUCUAUGGAUUGACAUUUUGUCUAAUUGCUAUCACUGUCGCUGGAGAUGAUUAUAAGCCUUACUAUGCAUCCCAGCCAACCUAUUACUCUCCACCACAGCAUGCAAAACACCCACCCCACCAUCACAAAAAACCUCCACAUGCACACAAAUCUCCACCUUCACCUUAUGUCUAUAAGUCACCACCACCUCCCUCUCCUUCACCCCCACCUCCAUACAUCUACAAGUCUCCUCCACCACCAUCCCCAUCACCACCCCCACCAUAUGUUUAUAAGUCUCCUCCACCUCCAUCUCCUUCACCACCCCCUCCAUACGUGUAUAAAUCUCCUCCACCUCCAUCCCCAUCACCACCCCCUCCUUAUGUUUACAAGUCUCCACCACCUCCAUCCCCCUCACCUCCUCCACCAUAUGUGUACAAGUCUCCUCCUCCACCGUCUCCAUCACCUCCACCUCCUUAUGUCUACAAGUCUCCACCACCUCCAUCCCCCUCACCUCCUCCACCAUAUAUUUACAAGUCUCCUCCAUAUGUCUACAAAUCUCCCCCUCCACCAUCUCCAUCACCUCCCCCUCCUUAUGUCUACAAGUCUCCACCACCUCCAUCCCCCUCACCUCCUCCACCAUAUAUUUACAAGUCUCCUCCAUAUGUCUACAAGUCUCCUCCUCCACCAUCUCCAUCACCUCCCCCUCCUUAUAUCUACAAGUCUCCACCACCUCCAUCCCCCUCACCUCCUCCACCAUAUAUUUACAAGUCUCCUCCAUAUGUCUACAAAUCUCCCCCUCCACCAUCUCCAUCACCUCCCCCUCCUUAUGUCUACAAGUCUCCACCACCUCCAUCCCCCUCACCUCCUCCACCAUAUAUUUACAAGUCUCCUCCAUAUGUCUACAAAUCUCCCCCUCCACCAUCUCCAUCACCUCCCCCUCCUUAUGUCUACAAGUCUCCACCACCUCCAUCCCCCUCACCUCCUCCACCAUAUAUUUACAAGUCUCCUCCAUAUGUCUACAAGUCUCCUCCUCCACCAUCUCCAUCACCUCCCCCUCCUUAUAUCUACAAGUCUCCACCACCUCCAUCCCCCUCACCUCCUCCACCAUAUAUUUACAAGUCUCCUCCAUAUGUCUACAAAUCUCCCCCUCCACCAUCUCCAUCACCUCCCCCUCCUUAUGUCUACAAGUCUCCACCACCUCCAUUCCCCUCACCUCCUCCACCAUAUAUUUACAAGUCUCCUCCAUAUGUCUACAAAUCUCCCCCUCCACCAUCUCCAUCACCUCCCCCUCCUUAUGUCUACAAGUCUCCACCACCUCCAUCCCCCUCACCUCCUCCACCAUAUAUUUACAAGUCUCCUCCAUAUGUCUACAAGUCUCCUCCUCCACCAUCUCCAUCACCUCCCCCUCCUUAUGUCUACAAGUCUCCACCACCUCCAUCCCCCUCACCUCCUCCACCAUAUAUUUACAAGUCUCCUCCAUAUGUCUACAAAUCUCCCCCUCCACCAUCUCCAUCACCUCCCCGUCCUUAUGUCUACAAGUCUCCACCACCUCCAUCCCCCUCACCUCCUCCACUAUAUAUUUACAAGUCUCCUCCAUAUGUCUACAAGUCUCCUCCUCCACCAUCUCCAUCACCUCCCCCUCCUUAUAUCUACAAGUCUCCACCACCUCCAUCCCCCUCACCUCCUCCACCAUAUAUUUACAAGUCUCCUCCAUAUGUCUACAAAUCUCCUCCUUAUGUCUACAAGUCUCCAACACCUCCAUCCCCCUCACCUCCUCCACCAUAUAUUUACAAGUCUCCUCCAUAUGUCUACAAAUCUCCCCCUCCACCAUCUCCAUCACCUCCCCCACCUUAUGUCUACAAGUCUCCACCACCUCCGUCCCCCUCACCUCCUCCACCAUAUAUUUACAAGUCUCCUCCAUAUGUCUACAAGUCUCCUCCUCCACCAUCUCCAUCACCUCCCCCUCCUUAUGUCUACAAGUCUCCAUCACCUCCUCCACCAUAUAUUUACAAGUCUCCUCCAUAUGUCUACAAAUCUCCCCCUCCUUAUAUCUACAAGUCUCGAGCACCUCCAUCCCCCUCACCUCCUCCACCAUCUCCAUCACCUCCCCCUCCUUAUGUAUACAAGUCUCCACCAUAUUUGUACAAGUCCCCUCCUCCACCUUCUCCAUCACCUCCCCCUCCUUACAUCUACAAGUCCCCACCACCACCAUCUCCAUCACCACCCCCUCCAUAUAUUUAUAAGUCUCCUCCCCCACCAUCUCAUUCACCACCUCCUCCAUAUGUUUACAAGUCUCCACCACCACCAUCCCCAUCACCACCACCUCCUUAUGUCUAUAAAUCUCCACCUCCUCCAUCCCCUUCACCUCCACCACCAUAUAUCUACGAGUCACCACCACCUCCAUCCCACAUGCCUCCACCAUAUGUGUACAAGUCUCCACCUCAACCUCCUCGUCAUCUCCACAAGUACUCGCCACAUCACCUUCCCUACCUCUAUAACUCCCCACCACCUCCUGCAGCAGGCUAUUAAGUUAACUAAAUCAACUUGUAUCGUUUCAAUAAAUAUAUGCAAAAUAUUGCUGCGAUUACUACUAAGACUUCGUCAAUAUUACAGGGUCUACACUGAAGAGCCUUGUUAUGAAUGUAGCCCUGUUGAGUCAUUUGUUAGUGUCAAUUCAAAAGUUUGCUUAAUUUUAAAUUUUCAUAUGAUACAUUAAUGUGUUGUUGCUAAGUUUCCAUUUUGGCAUUUCCUUGUUUCUAUGAUAUGAUCUUAAUGUA